GCGCUUCAUACUUUAGCGCUGACAUUAAAAAACCUGAAAACGCGCCGCGGCUUUUUAAUUUCCCUCUCAGUGUGUCCUGCAGCUUUUGCCACUCAUCUGGAGCAGCUGGUGCUCCGCUUCAGCAUCAUCCCUCUGUUGGACUGACACCCCCCUCCCCUCUCCUACCCCAUCUCUCCUUCUUGCCUGCACGUCCCCUCCUCCCCUCUUUUUCUCUCUUUCUCUCUCUCUCCGCUGGAACGCACGUCCAGGGGAUCCACUCACGCUUUCUCCGUCUUUGCUGCUGCAGAACGGACCGUAAAGCUGCGAGCUGCCUCUUCUUCCUCCUUAACGUAACGGGACUCUGAUCACGCUCUACUUGGGACGACUCGUGCUUUGGUUGACUGGUGGAGAAACAAAAAUUAAAUUCCCCUUGUCUGUGCUAUACAACAGAAUCAGACCAGGUUGGAUCACAUAAGACAGAAAUGUUUGAUUAAAAGAAAAGAUUUUGACCCAAUUGGAGGAACUCGUCCCACUACAGACCCUGCAGGAUCUUCUGAUCUUCAGUAGCCGGCGUCCUCCGGUGGGCAGAAUUCUCAGGUCCUUGGAGGGCAUCGAGUAACGCAGAGUUUCAAGAUAUUACUUGGGUCAGCUGUACUCAGCCACAGUGUUACCAGAACCUGCCAAACCAUCUCUGCUUGUUGACAGACAGGCUUUCAUUGAUGAGGGCUGGUGGCUGAUCUGACAGCAUCGAAUUCAAGGACUACAGCCUUGCUCGGAGAAUUUCCAAUUCUGUUUUAUUGAGACGCACGACUGUCAGGGGCCAUGAGUUGCUGCUGGGGUGACGUCCUUCAAAACCCUUCGACGUGGAACACCUAAAAUGGGGACAAGAAUCUUUGCCAUGCCUCAAGCUCGGCUCUAAUUAUCAAGAAGAACCCCUCUCGCUUCACAUUUUUCUCCCGCUAGGAUUUGCCCCCCUUGCCCCCUAACCUGCAACCCCAUCUCGUUUUGAAUUUGAACUGCUCCUCUCUACAGUCACCUUUCUUUUUUACACCCUUUCCACCAAGGCGACAUCAAACACUCCAAAUUCAAACCAUGGCCAGAAAACUGUCCUUCCUGUCUCCCUCCCUCCUUCUUUCCAUCCUGCUUCCUGCACUGGUGAUCCUCCGCCUGCCUGCUUCAGUGAAAGGGGACUGCUGGCUGAUAGAGGGGGAUAAAGGUUACGUUUGGUUAGCCAUCUGCAGUCAGAACCAGCCUCCAUACGAAACCAUUCCCCAGCACAUCAACAGCACGGUUCAGGAUUUGAGACUGAACGAGAACAAACUCAAGGCGGUGCUCUUUACCUCCAUGUAUCGCUUCACAAACCUUACUGACCUCAACCUAACAAAAAAUGAGAUCAGCUACAUUGAAGAUGGGGCCUUUGCUGGGCAGUCAAACCUGCAGGUUCUUCAACUGGGCUACAACAAACUGACCAACCUAACUGAGGGAAUGUUGAGAGGUCUGGGCCGAAUGCAGUGCCUCUUUUUGCAACACAACCUCAUUGAAGUCAUUUCCACCAAUGCCUUCUGGGAGUGCCCUAGUCUUAGCAGCUUGGAUUUAUCCUCUAACAAGUUGGCCCGUCUAGACCAAUCUACCUUCACCGUUGUUAGCAGACUGAUGGUUUGUGAAUUGGCAGGAAACCCUUUCCACUGUGGCUGUGAGCUGUACAGCUUUCUGACUUGGCUAGAGGAGUUUAACAAUAUUACCCACACCUAUGACCGCCUCCAGUGUGAAACCCCCCCUGAAAUGAUGGGUUACCCACUUUUGAGCCCAGUGCCUGGACACGGAAGGAACGCUCGUCACAUUCUUUUGACCGCCUGUCGAGAUGGCGUCAUUAUUCCAGAGAUGGCGGGGAUGACCCCACAGAUGCCUGAUCCAGAUGGCUCUGGGAUGGGUUUGGACAAAGCAGACACGUUGCAGUACUUUACCGUCGUAACAACAGCUGAUCCUAACUACACCACACAGAUCACGAUGAAGCUUGAAACCGUCUCUCUUCACACUGCCUCUCUCCUUGUGCACAUUCCGAACCCUUACAGCAAGAUGUAUGUCCUCGCCCAGUACAACCACACAUCUGUUACAGACAUUCAAACUCUUAAAAACAAACUAGAGGAAAUUAACUUGGAGAAGCUGAAACCGCACACAAACUACACCUUUUGUGUGGCUGCUGUCAGUAAAUCCCAGCACUACAACCACACUUGCCUGUCGUUUACCACUCGGGCUAUGUUACCAGAGGACCACCAUACCAGUCCAUCUACAACUACUCACUACAUCAUGACCAUCCUGGGAUGUCUCUUUGGCAUGGUCAUUGUGCUUGGAUUUGUCUACUACUGCCUCAGACGGCGCCGUAUCCAGGAGGAGAAUGAAAAAAACAUAAGUGUGAAGAAGACAAUUCUGGAGAUGAGGUAUGGGCCAGAGGUUGCUGCAGCAGUGGCCAAUGACCCUAACGCCAUGCAGCGUCUCCAAGAACAGGCUCACCACCAGCACCAUCAUUCAGGAGGAGCUGGAGGCAAGCUUCCACCAUCUACCUCUUCUAGCACAGGAAUGCUUCAUGGAUCAGCCAACACCAGCUCCUCUCGCCUUUCCACUUUGCCACAGGUAGAAAAAAUGGCUAGUGCUUACUCUGACGCAAUGGGCAGUAAAAGCAACUACAUGGAUAUUAGGACAACGGGAGUGGCAGCAGAAGGUAGAGAUGGAGUUGUGGCUGCAACAGGACUAGCUAUUGGAGGAGAGGUAGUGGUUGAUAUGAGAGGUGGAGCUGAUAAUGGGAUGGAGGCUGGGGAGGAUUCAGAUGAUGACGGUCAUGGCUCAGCUUCAGAAAUCUCCACAAUCGCCAAGGAAGUGGACAAGGUGAACCAGAUCAUCAAUAACUGUAUUGAUGCCCUAAAGAUGGACGCAUCAUCGAAUGCUGUGGCUACAGCUGACAACGGCAACUCACUGUCCUCUCCUUGCAUUGCAUCCGUCCCCCGCAACUUCCUGCCCCUCUCUCCUGGCCACCUGGGAGAUCAGAUCAUGGCCUCUUCUCCAAAGGUGCAUCCAAAGUCUCAAGCACACCCUCAGCCUCACCCACAGCCACACUCUCAAACUCAUUCUCAGCCUCAUCUUCAGCCACACCCUCAUCCUCAUCCUCAGUCACACCCUCAUCCUCAUUCUCAGCCACACCCUCAUCCUCAUUCUCAGCCACACCCCCAGCCUCAGCCUCAUCCCCAGCCUCACCCACAAUUACAUCAGCAGCCCCAUCCAUCUAUGGCGCCAGUGCCCUUGGUCAUGCCCCUGUCUGAACGGCCUGGAAUCAGUGGAGGUGGGUUCCUUACCCCUCCUUACCGUGACCCACCCCCAGCUAAUGCAGUGCGGCCUCUUCAAAGGCAGCUGAGUGCUGACACAGCAGUUGUGAAGAACCGUUGUAGCACCCCUGCAUCAGGAACUGGCAAGAAUGCAAGAGUGUACAGUAUGGAAGUCCCUGAGCAACGCCACGAUCCACCCAAGUAUCCCUCAGAGAAGGGGAGUCCUGUUGCCUGUAGCGAUAGUGGAGGUGGAGGUGGAGGCACUGGUGGUGUAGGGGGCUGCAAUGGCAAUGGGAAGGGAAACCUGAAUAGUGGUGGGUUAAGUUUAAAUGGGGGUGGAAUUGGAUGUAAUAAUGGAAAUGGUGGUGGAUGUGGGGUUGUUGGCGCUGGACAGCAGCAGCAUCAUUUAGAGGUCCAGCAAGACUACCACAGCACAGAGCACCGGCACUCCUUUCCUGCACUCUACUAUGAGGAUGGUAAUGACCUGCCCUCACCAGCCCAAAGGGCCUCAUUUCUCAAGCCACGGGGGCGCACCAAAAGAGAUGCCACAGUCACCUAUUCCCAGCUCUCUCCUUCUCGUCACCACAGCUACAACUCUGGCUACUCAUCUAGUCCAGAGUACUCGUCUGAGAGCACACUGCGAAUCUGGGAGCGAUUUCGACCAUACAAGAAAAACCCCCGUGAGGAAGCAUCCUACAUAGCAGCAGGUCAUGCGUUGCGUAAGAAGGUGCAGUUUGCCAAGGACGAGGAUCUUCAUGAUAUUUUGGACUACUGGAAGGGUGUUUCUGCCCAGCAGAAGCUGUAAGCUGGAAAAUCAAAGGCUAAGACCCUUUGGAAGUUCUCUAGGUGAACAUCAACAGCAGACUAGUAAAGAGCAUAGAUGUUGUCUCUACAAGACAGACAUGGAUGGUUCCUAAGAGGCGUCUAGUGGCGUGGAUCACUCAGCCUAUAGGUCCAGAGUUCAAACGCUAUUCUCUCUGAGUGAUUUGAAAAUUUCAGUGAUACUUCAGUGACAUUUUUUGUGGUUGUUCCAGAUGAUCCUGCUUUUCACCACAACAGUGAGAGUAAGAACCAAGCAUUUUACAAGACUGCCUCAUACUGGGCACUUUGGUCCUCACAGGCUUCACUGACUUCUUUAGUUUGUUGUAAUUAGCAAAUUAGGGUGGUGACAAGCACCUUCUACCUCAUUACUGACACACUGUAGCUUUACUGUUUCACUAGAAAUCGCAGCAUUAAUGACUUAAGACCCGGCCAUCUUUUUCUUCCUAAUUCCAUCAAACUACCAUUUACAAAACAAUAAUUUCACGACGCCGCUUCCACUUUUCCUUCUACAGAAGCACCAUUUAGGGUGAUAAUGAGCGGACGGGAUGAAGAUUUAUUUGCAUUUGUAUUAGAAUGCCUUUCUUUAGGGAGGGCAUUAAAUGAUCCUUAUCAGGCUAAUUGUUCCCCCUGGCAAUUUGCCAGUGUAAGGGAAGGUCAGGGACACUAUUUGUUGAGCAUGCUUAUUGAUGUGAAACACCUAACUACAUAUGUUCAGUAAUGCACACAUACAGAUAGUGAAUGUUAGUGCGAGUGAUUACAUGUAUGUGGGAGGGUUGAGUUGGGGCUGAGGCAUUCAUUAUUCUCAGGCUCCUCCAUAUGAGCAAAGGGGAUAGUUAGAGUAGCGUAGUUGGAGAGUCAUGUUUGUAUUUUAAGGUGUGUGAAUGAAUAAAAGCUUUGCUCAUUCCGCAAAUGUAGAUGCGUGAAGCAAAUCUCUUCAUAACUUUGAAGCUUAUUUCCUAUUUACAGGUGUCGCACAUUUGGUUUGAUAAGCGAUAUUAGAAGCUUGAAAAUUUACAUUUCAAUAAUGUGAGUCGUGCAGAAAUGACUCCUGGGCGGGUUGUGAGGGCUGGAAAGGCAAACGUAGGCUCCUGUACUGAAGAACCCGGUAAUCACAUUAAGGACCUGAGCCAGACUGAGAGAAGGUUAGAGGCUUUCUGUAAACAUGCCAGUGUUAAGGUGAAGCGACGUGGUUCAGUGGGUUUUUGGCUGUAGAUUCAUCAGCUCUGUGCGGUGGGAAUAAAUGGUAAAACGAGUGAAGUCCCCGAGGUUCUUAUCAGCCUCCAACCUUAUGGCUCAACACACUCGCUAUGUGACCUCGAUCUGGUCUGAAGGAAAUAAAUAAAUAGAUAAAUGAUAGCUGGUAGCUUGCUAUGGACCAAAGUGCCCUUGGGAGGUAAGAUUUAGGCAGUUUCUCACUUAUUUACAUUUCUUUUCGUCUGAGGCUGAUUGUUGAAAUAAGGGAAGCAACUAACUGAAAAUCUGCUAUGUUGUGUUACAAAUACACGUUAACUGAAACAAAAAGGAGCAAGGCUCGGCACCGCUGUGGACCAAACAUAAGCAAAGGCUUUCAGAGACUUACAAAGUACCUGUGGAUAAUUAAAACUACUCUGUUUAGUCUAGCUAUCGCCACUUAUCCAAAAAAAAACACGAAAAUUUUUAAUUAUUAGUUGGAUCUGACCUUCUUUUGGCAUCACUUUUCAUUCCAACUAGCUUCAUCUUGAUCAGAUUUUUCCCCUAUGAUCUGUUUUUACCAACAAGGAUUAGAUUCGACUUUAAAAUGUCUGCUCAAUUCAUUUUCAGCUACUUUUGCGCUCUAGACACCACAUCUAUCAGACUGAACGUAGUGAAUUAUUGGCAAACAAGCAGGAGCUGAUGUUGUACCCUUGCUAGGGGUCAAAAGAUCAAGCCAAAGGGACGUCACCAGACUGGAAGCCUGAUUAAAGUCAGUAACAGUUAAUUGUCAGUAAUUGCUUUUCUCCCCACCUCCCUCAUCAGAUGACCAACUUCAUUCAGAAUGUCUUAUUUAUUUACAUAUUUAUUGCAGAAGUGUGAUUUUGGAAAACUAAAUCCACAUUUUAGGAUCUUUAUCAGGGCCAGAUUGAUAGAAGGCUCCUUCCCAGUUUAGUCUUUUGAACAUUGCAUGGAUAAGACUUGAAUUUACCCAACUUUUCAGGGCGAGUUUGAUAGGAAAAUAAAUAAAUAAAUGAUCAAAGCAGACAGGAAUAUUCACUCUCAAGUUACUAGUUACAGCUUAAAAAGUAGGGUUCAAUCUUCAGCGACUAUAAUUUGAUGGAAACUUCUGAAUUAUUUGGUUUGCAGAAAUAUUUAGUUUAGAUUUUUUUUUUCAGCUUAAUAAAAGUCGUCGCCAAAACUGUUCGGAUUCAUUCCCCUUAUGACCGCAUCUCAUAAACAUCUGUCGGCGUGAGGGAGAGGAAAUAUGUUUCCCGUCUUAUGCAUGUGACCAUUUAUGCUUCAAUUUAAAAAAAAACAUUUCUUUGUUUGUUUAUUUAUUUAUUUAUUUUUCACAUGUUAUUGUUUCAUCUUGACAAAAGACUACCCUGAUCCAAAUUUGUCGCAUAAAAAAAUAAAUUCUGAUGCUAAUUCUCACAACGUGAUAAUGAAGCCUACUCAUUACUUUGGUAACAGAUCAACAGGACUUCUUUUGGGAGUGAGUGGAAUACCUUUUACAACACACUGAAUCCGGGGCGUUUACGUCCCAUUUCUAAAAAGGAGAUUUGGGUUCUUUUGUUGCCUUUUAUUCAAAAUCUACUGCCAGCUUUUCCUCAUUAGGUUCCAGGAACCACCAAUCAAUUAGUUUUAGAUUAAUACCACAGGCUAUACGGGCAGAGCGGCAUUUUAAAAAUAAUCACUUCAUUUGUAACAAUAGGAGGAGUCAGGCUGAGGUUACCUGCAAAGACCCCGGAGGCCUUUAGUUAAGGAAUAACAUUAGCUCAGAUAUUCAUCCGUUCAGCCCGACCAAACGGAAAGGUCAAUUAUUCCUUUCUGUCCACAGUUACAUGUGCUUUUUCCUACAGUCUUAAAAUUAUUCUUUGAUCUAAUUGUUCUUCAAACAGAUUUUCUUCACCCACCCUUAAUCACACCUAGUAACUCCAUAUUCGACCGUCCUCAGUAGCCAAGCCUUGCUCCUGCGUACGCCUUUAGAUAUUACAUUACAAGAGCAAAGUGUUUAUCCCACUUCCUAACAAUGAGAAGUGUCUACCUUGAGCCCCACAGGACCAGAAUCCAGACAACAAGACUGCCAAGUGUACAGAUACUGUACCUUUGGGAUUACCAGCGUGCCACCUCUUUAGUCUUUCUAAAGAAACAGCGAUGAAUCAAUGAAGAGGUUCUGAUGUCGGUCUAAAGCCUCCAGAGGGGAAAAAAAUACACAAUGGAAUUUUUUUGGACUUGUGGCAAUCUCAAUGGAAAUGAUUCAGAACUGUUGUGAACUGUUGAAGUAAACAGGGCAGUGAUCAGAUAAGGUGUAUGCUCAGCAUCAAUAGUAUAGCCACUGUGAUUAUAGAUGCUUUGGAAAAAGCAAAUCGGGUCAAACGGGAAGGAUUUUUCUGUUUAAAUAAGAAUUAUGCUUUUUGUUAACGACUCUCACAUUUCUGGGUAUCGCAGUGUUUUUAACAAUUCUGCUGGCUGCCUCGGGGAUUCAUCACUAAACCACGUUGGUUGCUCAUUUCAGGUUUUUCUUUUCUUCUUUAGUUCAGAUUUAUUCAUCUAUCCAUCCAUUUUCUGAACCCGCUUGUCCACGUAGGGUCGCGGGGGGGCUGGUGCCUAUCUCCAGCGGUCAACGGGCAAUCAGGCGGGGUACACCCUGGACCGAGAGCCAGUCCAUCGCAGGGCAACACAGAGACACACAGGACACACAAUCAUACACAAACACACACACACACACACACACACACACACACACACACACACACCUAAGGACAAUUUUAGACAGACCAAUUAACCUAACAGUCAUGUUUUUGGACUGUGGGAGGAAGCCGGACUACCCAGAGAGAACCCACGCAUGCACAGGGAGAACAUGCUAACUUUUUUUUAAUAGGGUAAUAUAUUUAUGUUGUAAACAUGUAACAUAUGAAACAUUUUUACAUCAGAUACAUCUCAGAGAGCUGCCUUUUGGUGAUGAGUAUUUUAUGAUAAUGUGUAAACUGGUUGAACAGUCCUGCUUCUGACUGACGAGCUAAACAAGCUGGGCGAUCUUAUUGUCUCGUCCUACGAUUCCCUUUCAGUUCUUCUGAUAUCUUCCAUCAUAAAAUUGUUCAAGUUACCCGUCUAAACAAAGCUAAGUGACAGGAGAUUGGAUGCACAGCUGCUUGGAGUGUAUGCGUGAUGUGUGAUGCAGAGGUUCACUGAGAAACACUGAAUAGUUGCUCUUUUCGAAGUACGAGUCAUCGUGCUGGAUUCACUUGCAUGCUGAAUUGGAAUAAAAGGGGAAAAAAACGGAUGGGGAAAGAGUCAGGUCCGAAAAAGCCAGACGGAUCACCGUCACUGGAAAUUAGCAUUCAUGGACUCGGCUCACAACCACAAGGUUGAGCUUUUUACUCAAUAAAGAAGAGUGAAUGUAGGCAGCCAAAGAGUUGCAUUGCUCUUAGCCAAUCAGAGGCAAACAUCUGUGGAAAAGUGUCUUCAACUGACAUUUAACAGAGGAGGAGGCCUCAGGUUUCAUCUUUCCAGCACCUACACUGCAGCUUUAUAUCUAAUUCCAAAACAGUUUCAGUCUAAGUCACACUGUCCUGUCAUCUACGUCCAUCCAUUUUUAGCUGCUUAUCUGGGGUCGGGUCGCGGGGGCAGUAGGCUAAGCAGGGAGGCCCAGACUUCCAUCUCCCCAGCCACUUGGACCAGCUCCUCUGGGGGAAUCCCAAGGUGUUCCCUGGCCAGGUGAGAGACAUAUUCCCUCCAGCAUGUCCUGGGUCUUCCAUUAGGCCUUCUCCCAAUUGGUCGUGCCCGGAAAACCUCACCAGGGAGGCGUCCAGGAGGCAUCCUGACCAGAUGCCUGAGCCGCCUCAACUCGCUCCUCUUGAGCAGGGGCAGCAGUAGCUCAACAGGUUGAGCGGGUUGUCCAGUAAUCGGAAGGUUGCAGGUUCGAUCCCGGCUCUGGACAGAGAAUUCUGCUGUUGUGUCCUUGGGCAAGACACUUAACCCACCUUGCUGGUGGUGGUCAGAGGGACCGGUGGCGCCUGUGCUCGGCAGCCUCGCCUCUGUCAGUGCGCCCCAGGGCAGCUGUGGCUACAUCGUAGCUCAUCACCAUCAGUGUGUGAAUGGAUGAAUGAUACACUGUAGUGUAAAGCACUUUGGAGUCCUUACUCUGAGAGGCGCUAUACAAGUGCGGGUCAUUUAUCAUGUGAUAAACUCAUUUUGGCCACUGUCGCGGCUGUUGCUGUUUGCCUCAGAAAACGGACGCUGCAGAGGACAACCAGUGCUGCCUCCACCUCCUACCUGCACAGCUGCACUCACUUGGCCUGAUCACCUCCUGAGCAGCGUAAAAGGGAGAGCUGCCAGGAGGAAGAGGGAGACUGGAUCUGUGCCAGUCUCUCAUGUGCUCCAUUUGUUUGUGUUUUAAUGGCUUUUAAAUGGGUUUUUAGUUCUUUAAGCUUAGUGAAGCUUAAGAGCUUUUGGAGGUUUUUAACAGACGAGGGACCAGAGUGCUGGUUACCUCUUGGCUCCCAAACUUGUGUUUAAGUCAGUGGACUUUGUUUUGUGAAUGUUUGGGAGCAUUCGAUGUCUGUUUUAAACGUAAGCCCUUGGUCAUUUUAACAAUGUGUUUAAGUACUUUUAGAUUUGGGGCUUUUUGUCAUUUUAAAAUCCUUUUAAUAAAUCAAUGUUUACAAUUUCCACAACUGAAGCACAUGCCUCUGUGUUACUCCCCGUCCUUCUCCAUAUCCACCAAUAGAGGACGUAACAGCCGCUUGUAUCCGCAAUGUCGUUCUUUCGGUCUCUACCCAAAGCUCGUGACCAUAGGCGAGGGUAGGAACGUAGAUCGACCGGUAAAUCGAGAGCAUCGCCUUCUGACUCAGCUCUCUUCACCACGACAGACCGGUACAACGCCCGUAUCACUGCAGACGCAGCACCAAUCCGCCUACCGAUCUCACGCUCCAGUUUUCCCUCACUCGUGAACACGACCCUGAGAUACUUAAACUCCUCCAUUUGGGGCAGGACCUCAUCCCUGACCUAGAUAAGGCAUUCUACCCUUUUCCAACUCACUGUCCUGCAUCUAAUCACAACAAACAUUCCCACACAAUAGAGCCUAAUGACUCCGACUCCUCAGGGGGUGUGGAAGAGGGGGGUUCAUAUGUAGUUCCUGCUUGUUAAGCAACAACAGACAGCUACAAUUUAUAAGCUUGACCCUCCCAUAUUCCAGUUAGAAUUGACAGAGCUGCUUGGAUGAGAAGCAAAACAUCAGCCAGCAAAAGUCUCUGCUCCUUCCAUUAACUUUUACUUCCAGAAACAGGAGCACCAGAGCUGUUUUCCUCAAAAAACGACUCAUAUACUGGAGAUCAAAGCUAAUAAAUUAAUAAGAGUAUGCCCAUUUUAUGGUUUAAGGAACAUUUAUGCAAUUUUUUUCACAUGCUUAAUUUUUUGCAAUUACAUCAAGUCACACAUGUGACCUGGCCAUAAAUAAAACUCCUCACAAAAAUGUCAAAUAUUCCAUUUCUGUGUGAUUCUGACUGGUUGCCAACAAUUGCAGACCACUGCAUUAUAACAUUUUGUUCUUUUAUUACCAAGCCAAAGCUCUGACAUAACAUAGGGAGAAUGAAAUAAUUUUUAGCUGUAGUGGUUUUCAUCUGAAACUUAAUUUCAUGGAUUUUUCACGAAUACACUGAAGAAAAAGUUCAGACCUGGUGAAUAUGAAACUAUCUACUUUGCAAACACUGAGGGGAAGGGAAAGACUUGCUUUCAGGCCUUAUUACCAAAUGUUCAAUAAAUUAAUCUGGAGAUUUUACAAAAGCUUCUAACAGAAAAUAAAAACUUAUAAUCUUUCACAUUUGGAAAUCUGAAGAAUUUGACAUAUUUUAACAUUACAACAUUCUGCACAGCCUCGGCAGCGAUUAAUGCUAGUAGAGUAUUUUAGCACUUUAUUUCAGCACUGUGAUCCUUAAGUACUCAUUGGCUGUGUCUAAAAGAAAAUGUCUCCUCGAAGGUGUUGCCCUUUAUGGUUGUUUCUAAUUGAAAGCUACGUACUGCAGCUGUUUACUCCUGUUUAUUAUUUUAAGUCGCUCUCAGCCCCGGCUACUUUUGCAGGCUCCACAGAGGAAGCAGGACUGUCGUUCCAGUGCACAUAGUUGUUAUCUGUCCGUUGUUGAGAAAAAAAUCAUCGAUUUGUUGAUUCAAUCGUUGGUUGAUCUGAUCGUUGUGACUCAUCAUCGACGACUAACCGAGGAAGUUUCCUGGUGAAAGAAACAAACACGGAGGAGUUUUUAACCGGGGGCUAACUGUGACAAACACACUCUCCGACACAAACACACACAUAAGCUAAUGUAGAGAAUCAACGAUUAUAUUGUACGUGUUUGAAUAGUUUAGAGUUCCACUUUAUGGACAUGAAAUGUAACACAUACACACACACGCACACUUUAGCACACGGAGAUCCUUGUGCACACACGGCGUGACACGCCACAUUAUCAAAUGCCUACACUACAAAUGAGCUCAUUAUUUAAAUUGUUUACAGACGCAAAUAGUCUUAAAAGUGCCAAAAAAGGCAAGUGUAAUGAGAACGUGCAAAGGAACCAAACAUCUGUGGAAAAAUGUCUUCAAUGUGCUGAAUGUUUGAUUUAAGCUUUUGUGUUUUUAUUUUUUAUAACUGCUCACCUUCCCUUGUUCCUACUCUUCUGUUACAACUGUGUUUCCAUCGUUGCGAAGAAUUCUGUCACAUGUGAAGUUUUCAUGGCUCCCCCGGUCUAUCUUUAAACUCCAAGCUAGCAAAUGUGUUUUAACGAAGAGCACAAUUUAUAGUCAGUAAGUGGAACCAGGCAUACGUGAAUCUUUAGCUGGCUUUGGGAAAUCAUAAGGAUUCACUGUUUUUGUCUAUGAGCAGAUCCAGCCUGAGCCAAACACCUUCACAGCUGUGUAGAAGAGCUGAUAACACACAUGUCACACUGAAGUUGUUCCCAAGUCUUUUACUUUUCUUUCAGGAGCAUCUGAAGGAAAAUUAUGGUCUGGUCCUUUUUGACUAUUUCUGCUUUGCUGCUGCAAAUGGUUUCACAGUAAACGGGGGCACUAAUGCACAAAAUGUUUCUGCCUCUCAAAGAAAAGUGAAACUAUUUUUGAAACUGUCAACCGUGUUUAAGGAAAACAGGUGUAACAAUUUAUUUUAUUUUUUCGUCGAAAGGAGACUGCAGUUUUAGCUUGCUUUUAGCACCCCCUAGUGUCCGUUUAGUGAAACUUACAUCCUCGUUUUGCGUUUGUCUUUUUAACUCCAUUUUUUAACAGCUGAAAUGUCUCCUCAGCCUUCAUUAGUUUCUACAAGAGUGGUUCAUCACCAAAAUAAUUAAACCAGCUGUGUAAUUGAUCUAAAACAUGCAGGAAACGAGCUGGAAGCAGACUGCAGCGCCAGAUAUGUCAGCUCCACUUUUUGUAAGUUAAACAGGAGGCAGCCCGCCACUCUGAAGUCUGGCAUUCUCUCCACUGAGAGCGGUGGGGGCAUGAGAAACAUUUCCUUAACUCUGAAAAGGAUCAUUUUAGCACGUACUGGCUCAAGAAAAUGAUUUAAAUAUGAAAAAGUUGCAUAAUAUGGCUUUGAACAAGUAUCAGUUAGCCCUCGUUUACUGGUCAUCCUAGUCUUUCUGUACCCUAUUUUGCACCUUACGUGUCGAUACCUUCACUUCAAAAAGACAAACUCUGUUGUGUCAAACUGCAGCUUUUCCUGAACACAUUCUGAACUAAACACCGGGCAGAACCGCUGAUGAUAUGAGUGUGUAUGAGUGUGUCUGUAAGAAUAUGAAUGUGUGAUUGAGGGAUUUUGUCAGGAAGGUCCGUUCUGUGGAGGGAGUGACAGCUCAGGCAGGGUAUCUGAAGCAUUUUUAAUUAAUCUGCCUUUCAGUCUCCGGGGCUCUCCAAUAAGGCUGUGCUCAUUCACUGGCUUGCUGUCACUCACGGACACACACACACACACACAUGCACACACUCUGUUGCUCUGUAACACAAGCAGAGAUUGUAAUUGCAUGCUGCCAGUGUCAUGCAUGCUUAUCGUUUACAAGUUUGCAGUCUGAAUGCAAACAAUCAGCUGAACAAGCACCACACACAAACACGACUCCUGUAUAACGACACGAUCCUUCAGAAAGCAGCACACCAGUGUCAUUUUGCUUCAUUUUACUGGUUGAGAGAACAUUUUCUCUUCACCCCUCAGCUCAUUUUUACCUGAUUAACAUCAGCACAGCAGGGUUAGUUAGUGCUCUCACAACCAGUGUGGUAUGAUGAUUGCCUGUUUAGCAGCAAAGGGCAAAAUUAUACUGAACAGAUGUCCAGUGGGGAUGGUUUUGGGAAUAUUUUAAACCCCUUUACCUCCAACUGGAAUAAUUAUCUUGCAACUGAAGUUUAGCUCUUUAAAAUCAAGAGAAAAAGCCACAAGCAAGAUAAAAAGCAAAGUGAAGCACAAAAUAUGAGAAUUUUUUUUGAAAGGGGGAAAAAAUGCUACGAGAGGAGACGCUUAUCAUUUCAACUCUAGAAAGCCAAUUUUAGCAGCUCGGUGUCUGCAGUGCAUCUUAGUGUCCCGUUGUUAAAUCCCUUUGUGUAAACGACCUUGGCGCACAGAUCUGUGGAAAAGAAGCUGGAUUAUACAAGGGGUGUCUGCGUGUUGACAGUGCAGCUGAGAGCCGACAGCUGGAAAUAUCCGCGAGUGAACGAAGCGCCGAAGCUGAAAACAUCUCUGACACCUUCGCUGUGGUCAAAGUGUGAGUGAUUGUAGAUAUUUUUAAAGAUUAUUCUACAGCAAGUACAUUUUAUCAGCAAAUCUGUCAAACGGAUCGAAACCAAAUCCAAGUCAUUUUAAAAACCGUGUGAGUUUGUGUCAGUAAAAGGUGUAGUUAGCAGACGCACACGAACAACAUGAAAAAAGACUAGAAAUCAUAUAAAAGUUUAAUGUUCUAUCAUCCUUGGUCUAACCAGCCCUAGCCUGAGUGUGCUGUUGCCAAAGAUUUGUGUGUGCCCUUUAAGCACUUGAGAAAACAGUGAAAGGUUAGAAACUUUUUUGUAAAUCAGGGCACUAACAUUUUGAAGCUUCUUUUUGAAUUUCAGUGUGCCAUUUGUGAAACUCCACAAGGUAGCACAUUUAGAAAAUUAGCCACAAAUUGGUUCCCUUUAUAUUACUUCUAGCUAAAAGGACAUCUGACCGGUAAAAAUUCCUCAAGACGGGGAACUCUUUUAAAAAAGCUACAGCACCGAGCCGUCUGACGAGGAGCAAGUCGUUCAGGCUCAGCAGAGUUAAGAGCAGCACGUUAAUACAUUAGAAGAAAAGUGCAGCAGCACCCACCUCCUGCCCCUUCUCACUUAACUAACAAUUGCUUUGGCAAUUACUAACUCAAGAACACGAUCUGAGGGAAACGCUGAAGCUUUCUGAAACUCUGCAGGGUCAACAGAGUCUGAAUUUAAUAACAGGCACCCAAACGGAAAGCUGUUUAUUGCAGCUAUACGGAGGCAGGUUGUUGAUGGUGAUGUUCCACAGAUAAACAUAACAAAGCAACAUUCAUUACAUACUAUUUUGUAUUUUUUUGUGUGCAGACUUUCAGUAAAAAUCCCCAUUUUCUAUUACAGUAUGUCCAAAUACCUCACACUGCAUGUGAAAUCAGUGGUAAAUACACUGAUAAUGAUGGACAAUCAGUGUAGGAACUCGUAAUCAGCUGUGAAAAGAGUAGUUCGACUAAAGUCCUUUUUUGUGCCUCAUUGAUUUAUAUGAAGGUGUUCAGGUUUUCCCCGAUGGGAAUCUGCUGGAAGAAGUGGCCGUUGCCUUUACAGUCUUGUACACCAGACUUUGAUCAAUUAAUCACGGCCCGCUGAGGACUGAGACAUGUACUGGCAUGAAAAUUCUCAAUUUUAAGGCCCUCCGUCACACGAGAUAAAGGCAUCUCGAAGAUGUACAUAAAAUAAAUCUGCCAGAGCAUGUACAUGGAUGCUCUAGGCAGGUUUGUCAGGGGAGUUUUGAGUAUUAAGGCUCCUCGUUGAUUUGUGAGUACUCUGAUUUUUUGUAACAAGGUUGGUUUAUGUAACAAAACCCUAGGUGGAGCAUGGUGGCCACGCAUCCAAGACAGUGGAAACAAAUGCACCGUCUUUGAGAAUUCCAAACGUCCAGCCUCAUGUCUGCAGCCCCAUCACGAGAUGUUUGAGAAUUCUGAAGUUGUCUAAAGCCCGGCGCACACAGCAGGAUUUCAAAACAGUUGUCCGAUCUUUAAAGGAUGUGCGACCAUGCAGACGGUCACAGAAAUAGCAGUUUUGGUCCAACAGCAAGUUGGCAACCCCCCAAUCCGCUUUCUCUCACAGGUUGGGAAUCUAUUUCCAACUAUAAUGAUCGUAUGUGGCUACCGAGUGUUGGACAUGAUGACUAGCCGACAAAUUUGUUGUGGUUUUUGAUUUCGUUGUUAUUUAUUCAAACUAACAAAGUACAGCAGCAGUGUAGCUAGCUAGUCUCUUAUUCUUCUUAGUUGAAUUGGCAGACUCCAUGCUUCCAGGGCGCACUGCUGCCCUCUGCUGUUUCUUUCAGGUUACAGUCAUAGUGCAAACUCGUAACGCGAAGCUCAUACGUCCACAGAUAGCUGCUGUAUUUCAAGAUGGUGGAUGGCCAUGGAGCAUCAGUCACAGUUUGUGUAUUUGAAAAUGUAAAAUUUCAAGCUGAGAGGAAUAUUUACAAUUGAAGUAGGUGGGAAAUAUUAAUGCAAAUGGACACGUUUGUGCACUGGAUACACAGAGUUUUGUAGUAAACAGGUGGAACUAUUACACACUGGGGCUUUGAUGUUUCAUGAUUUCACCAGAGAUAUGCAUUUAUUUUCAUUCUUUAUCCCGUGCAACAUAUUAGGUCUGUAGUUGAGAGAAAUGUCAAGCCCAGCAAUCGAUCACAGGCAGCAGCUUUGGUUGCCGGUGGAGACGGGCGGAACAGUCAAGGUUGCUAGGUAGCUGAUAAGAACACGGGCUCUCAUUAAUUGCCUUCUGUCACUGUGUUGGAGAAGUUGCUGGGUGGCUAAUUCUGCUGCACAUAUGCAUGCACAAACACUUGCACAAACACACAUACACACACACAGUGAUGUGCACGAAGCUUUCAGGCACAUCCCAUGAGUUAAUGACCUUUCCAGACCAGCAUCUAUCUUCUGAGAGUCUGUGAAAAAGGAUCAAAGCAAGAGAGAUGCAGACAUGCAAACGAGGAAACAAGAUUUAAACAUCUUUCAACAUUUAUGAGGUAACAAUUACUGAUUUAUUUAUUAAUUUCCUGCCUUCCCGAUAAUUUGUCUGGACAAGCAUGAGAUUCUCAGAAUCUGAAAGAGGUACAACCAUGCCCCGAGCAAGCUCUUCCUUUAUGAAAUCCGCUUGAAAUGUGAGCAUCAUUAUCCUACCAGUUGAGGGCUAAUUUGGACAGCUUCUGGAAAAUUGCAGCCUCAAGGUGGUGAUGUCAUCCGUCUUUUGGUCAGAAACGUAAUCGGCAUUCACCUCUGAUGAGCCGGCUCGGAGUCGUUCGAUUUGAUGAGACAGUUUGGGUCCCAUGCUGACUUUCAUCAAAGCUUUGCUGUGAAAAACAACUCGACAAUCCCGGCUGGUUUUUGUUCAGGGCUUUAAUUUGUGAAGCUACCUCAUUAAAUAAGCACCAGUAUACAUCUGUUAUCUCCUAAAGCUGCAGAAUGUAACCCUCUAGAGUAUAAUCGUUGUAGGAUUAAACCAAGGCAUUACUUUUUGUGUCUAAUAGUCAAACUCUUCACCAUCUUUCCAAACAAAUUACAAAUAAGCAGUGCUUUAGCUUUGACUUAUUAAAAAGGAGUCAUCUUUUAAUGGCCUCCUCAUUAUUAAAUAAACAGCUGUUUUAAUACCCAUAAAUAAUAACAUGAAAGCUUAAUAGAACAUUUUUUGUGUCAUUUCAAAAAGGAGAAGGCUCACAGUCGGUGAUGCCAGAGUGAGCACAGUGUGUUGAGGACAUUGUGUACCAGCCCACACCAUCACACUGUGCAAAGUUUUGCUUUAGGGAUGCUGUGAAAUGCGGUUAGGAUUGUCAGUCUGACUGUUGGAUCAUCAGGUUUGGGGGUAAAAGAUGUCAAGAUAGAGAAAGGUGAAGAAGAUAACUGUGGUGAAAAACAAAGAAGUUUCAAAAGGUAAAGCACAUAAAAAGCUGAGAGGAAAGUGGAGUCCUUUUCGUUUACUUCUAAUUCAAGAAUGAUGAGAAAAUGCAUGGGAUGCUGAUGUGGAAAUUAAAGGGCUGUGCUUGAAGGAAUCCACAUCGCCCAUUUUCUUAUAGUCCAGACUUGAAAAUUUGGAUAAUUUUAUUUUAAGAAAUAAUCGACUCAUGGGCAUUUUAUUUAAAUCUGAUAGAUAAUCUGUUCAGUCUCACACAUUCUUGCAAGAUCUCACCCAAUCUGUUACCUUUUGCAGAAUGUGGUGGAAAUAGCAUUUAGCUCCUUCUAGAGCAAACUGUAGUUCAAUGCCUUAGAAACUAAAGGUAGCUGUUUUUGUGCUGACUAAAUGUGAUUAGCUCUUACUGACACAUUUUUAUAUAUGGCGGUAAGAGCUAAUAUAUGUAUAUAUGUAUGUAUAUAUAUAUAUAUAUAUAUAUAUAUAUAUAUAUAUAAACUGUUAGCUCCUACGCUCCAGUGGAACCUCUGCUGCACCAUCCAGUAUUGUAGCUGUUAAUCACAGUGUGUUUAUUUAGAGAAACAUUUUAUGUUUAUGUUUUAAGUAAUUCUUCCACAGUGUAAUGGCAGAUUGCCCCGUUGACUGACAUCUGUAACGGUCAUAUCGCAGCGCUUUAUUGGUUUGGUGGGCCAAUCACAGCAGUCUUACCAGCCAGGUGGGUGGGAUGUUACUGCGACUGAGUGAAACUAAGAUGGUGAUGGCUCUAUUGUGGUCUAAUCACAGCGCUCUAUUGGCUUAAUGGGCCAGUUACAGCACUCUAAUAAAAAAUAGAUGGCGACGACUCGUUUGAAACGGCUUUGGCUUCAACUUUGGACUAUUUAGACUUAGGCUUGCCUUUCAGUCAAGAGCAGAUAGAGGUACUUGGGUUUAUUUAGGAAAAGGAUGUAUGUGCAUCUUUGAUGUAGUAUGGUGGACUGCCUCAUUGACAUCUGUAGCAGCAAGUGUGUCACGUUGUUUGUUAUCCAGUAGCAUGUGGAGACAGUUUGAAACAGUGUUUCCCAACCCUGGUCCUCAGGGACCACUGUCCUGCAUGUUUUCCAUGUUGCCCUUUCAAACAGCAGUGUGUCUCCUCUGCCACACACCUGACUUAAAUGAAUGAGUGAUUAACUGGUAUCUGCAGCACUUGAUGUCCUCCUGAGGAGCCGAUGUAAAUCAGGUGUGCUGAUGCAGACAUGGAAAACAUGUAGGACAGUGGUCUCUGAGAACCAGGGUUGGGAAACACUGAGAGUCCUAGCUCCAGCCCCACAACUGAAAGUCGUCAAUGGGCCGUGGCCAGAAUAUGCAUCCACGUACAUAGGAUGGCUUGCCAGGCUAAUGCUUUCCUGCUGAUUAAGCUUUAGUGUAUUUUCUGAUUAACUAGGAAUUAUUUCUUUAAGAUGGUUUCCUCCUUUUAAGAGAAACAGAUCCACUUCAGAUUCAUGGUUAUAAUAAAUACCAUCUAAACAGUAACCACAUACUGGUGAGGAGCAUCCUGCAGUACACUUUUAGCAUGUUUUAAAAGUUUGUCUGAAUGAUAUAUAUACUUCCCGUGGGUGGAAUCUGCCCUGCACAGCAUCUCCUACUGUGGAAAACACAGAAGAAAACAAUCAAAACAAAAUGUAGUAGUAAUAGGCAACAUUUUAGGGUUACAGUGAAUUGUUUGUAUUAAUCUACAACAACAAGCUGCCAUCUUUUCCUCUAAACGAAUCAUAACAUUUUCUGCAACAUACCUCUGUAUAACCUUGACUGUCUGAGGUUUGGAUCUUCUCACUUCACGCCCUGUUUUGGGCCAGCAGACACUACAUCCUGACCGAUUUUAAAAUAGAUCUUCCACCCAUGAAAUUCAUGAGUGAUUCAUUGCAGAUUUAUGUGAGAGUCAAAGUCAUGCCAAUGAUUUUUUAAAUCAGUUCUUUUCCACUAUAAAGAGUAAAGAAAGGUCAAGAGCCAAAGUUAAAGACAGACAAAAGAAAAAAACUUCAAGGAUUCCAAAAGUGUCUCAUAAGACAUGAUAUAAGGCGUCUGUUGUGCUCCAGACAGAAAAAAACACACAAUUGGCAUGCAGAGAGAUGGUUGUGGGAGACUUGGAGAUAGAUGGAAUGAGACUUUCCAGAAAUGAUUCUGAGUCUUGCAUGGGUGAGCACUGACCCCCUCUUUUCUAAGCCCUAUCCCAUCUUUUUCCGCUCAUCCCUUUCACUCUUUUAGUCUCCAUCACUUCCCCAUUUUUCCCGUUUCUUUUUCCCUGUGCACCCACACCCCUGUGACCCUCACCCCUCCUCCCCCUCCUGUGCUCCCUUGCUGCUGGACUGACUCCAUGUUUUAGGGUUUUAACUAAAAGCGGUCUAGCAUCUCUAAGAAAGAUGACAAAUCCCCUGUGUGUGACAGAAACCAAUGCAUGAGUCCUGCAAAAUGACAUCAUCAAUGUGAGGGUGUACAAAUAUGACUAUUAUUAUUAUUAUUGUUGUUGUUUAUUGACUGGUGCAUGAAAAAUAGUUCUGAUGCUAAAGGAUCCACCGCUCCAUUAUAGCUGAGAUCUUGUUAUCAGAGCUACUUUUCCAGAUUGGACAAAAUGAACAGAGAGAGGGGGGGAGGGAGGGAGAAAAGGAAGCUCCUGUGAUUAAAAACUGAUAAAACAGCAGCAGCACACACACACACACACACACACACACACGCACGCACACACACACACACACACACACACACACAUUUUGGUCCACUGGAGACAAAGAAACGUUGACCCCACUGAGGGUCUUUGAGAGCCAGAGAGCUGCAUGUCAGUGAGACAUAUGAAAGAGAUGAUCUGCCUCAUAUCCCACUGUGCAUUAGAACAGUAAAUGCUCAAUUAAAAGCAACUAUUGAACAGUUUAAUAAGGGAGAAUCAAUGGUACUUAUCAAAACAAUGAAAACCAAAAAAGAGGAACAGCUUCAGUCAGUGUGGUUACCUGUGUACUGACUGACAUCAAAGUCGAUCCAAAUCAAUCUUAUUGUAAUGAGCUGGGAGUCUUUAUCCUAGUUUACAUGUGCAAUAGAAAACCAGUCUCUUAAAUAAAAUGUGUUCCACUCCAGUCCAGUAGGUGGCGACAUGCCCCUUUUCAUGCCGGCAUUCUUCCGGUUAGCUUAUAGCAACACAAGCAGUAAACAGAGGCUGGUGGGAGUGAAGCAGACAGAAUUGAAACUAGAUAUGCACAAUGGCUGAAGGAAUGUGUAACAACAACCCUGCAGCACAGCUUAUUUGGUACGUACGGUCAUGUUUUACGAUAUUACGCGUAUAGCUUUGUGAUGAUGGUCUUGCCAGAACACCGCUUCCGUGAUCUUGUCCCUUCCAGAAUGCGAGUGUCUUACUGGUUUUGCUCGGCUGAUCCGUUUACAUGUGAAUGUAAUCGGAUCGCUACCCUAUUAUCUAGGUGCUUCAGCUCGAUUAAGUCCAUUUCACCUUCCGCCAGGCUAACACGUUUACAUGCAAUUUAGAAAACUGACAUGAGUCUUUUUAGAGCAAUAGUUCAGUUUUCUUAUGUGCAUGUAAACCCGCUGACUGCAGUAAACUGAAGAACUUAAAAGACGGUAAAACUCUGUGGUUCCCAAAUACUUGUUCCCUUUGGUAAGUCAUUAAGAAGCUGCUGCAUGUAUUCAUUCAGAGCUUUUUCCACACACAACUAACGUUGUUUUCUUCAGAUUAUUGCAACAUUUUGUCAUUUUGAUUGUAUUCCCCUUCACCAACGUCAGUAACAGUGUUGCUGUGCUUGGAUCAGUUUUUAUUCUCUUGUCGACUGUUGUUGAUGGUGUAACCGUAAAACCAAUGUUUACACAAACAGUUUUAAAGAUUAGAGUAUUUUUAGACAGCACUAAUGGUGGACUGGUCGUUGGUCCAACAAUCUUGUUGGAUAUAACGCUUUCUUCAAACGGAUGGCUUCCAGGAACAGAUAUGAUGGGUAACCGGUAGUAAUUAUAACAUAGAACCAUGCUUGAAAUGGCUGAAAUAUCCCUUUAAAACUAUCUGCAGUGGUUGUGAAUAUCCCCUGAGACCACUAAAGUGACUCCCUUAAUUUUGUUUUAUAAAUCUAAAUUUGGGUGUUGAUUAAUCAGUUUUUUUGAGUGAUUUUAAUUUAUUUAAAUUUUGGAAAAAGUGAUAAAGUGACAUCUUUAUGUAAGACUUGCAGUAGCUAAGUAACAGAAACAAAGUUUAGAAUGUGAAGGUGAACAAAAAACAACUGUGUAAUUAAUAUUGGGUCACGAUUUAUUUUUAUUUUUUUUAACUGACAGAAAAAACAAUGUUUUGGUCAGUCGCUGUUUUCUGUUGGGAAAACACAACAAAGUGCGUUCUCUUUCUUACUCUA
Nothobranchius furzeri (turquoise killifish) is the source of this 21757-nucleotide messenger RNA. Its product is annotated as protein phosphatase 1 regulatory subunit 29. The record is from RefSeq and is a predicted model, not a curated record. Gene Ontology annotation, molecular function: protein binding. Gene Ontology annotation, cellular component: plasma membrane. NCBI's taxonomy places the organism in Eukaryota, Metazoa, Chordata, Actinopteri, Cyprinodontiformes, Nothobranchiidae.